Messenger RNA from Opisthorchis viverrini, 1119 nucleotides. RefSeq lists its product as hypothetical. The transcript has 5 exons. Gene Ontology annotation, cellular component: membrane. The record is from RefSeq and is a predicted model, not a curated record. NCBI's taxonomy places the organism in Eukaryota, Metazoa, Platyhelminthes, Trematoda, Opisthorchiida, Opisthorchiidae. Bases 1 to 891 code for a protein of 296 amino acids.
AUGUGUACGCGUCUGCGUUUUUUUCGCUUGUCACUUAUUUACGAAGUAUCUCUGGACGUGGACUUUCCAUCGUCUGUGAUCCUUUCUUGUAUGCAGUUAGAAGGCGGUUCAUUGGAACCGCAGAGUAUUUCUGUGUAUUGCGAUGAUGGUGUAGUGAUCUUGGUCUGGUGCUGUGUAACCAAUCCUCGGAGUUCCACGUCCUGUUGCAGCUGUUGGUGUUUUCCUGCAAACACCAGCCUUCGCCUUUCCUCUACUGCCAUUGUUUUUGAACCAACAAUGUGCACUUCAUGCGCAUCAUGCAUUCGCUUUCUGAUGAUAAUUUUUAACAUCGUGUUCACGGUUAUCGGAUUGGUUCUCCUUGGUGCCGGGCUCUACUUCCAUUUUUCUUCAUUUGGAUUUCGUGGGAUGGAAAACCACAACUUUCUAGCCUACACUUUUAUUCUGAUCAUCACAGUUGGUGCAUUGAGUGUGGUGCUGGGGAUACUGGGCUGUUGUGGUUCAUACCAUUACAGCCGUUGCCUUCUAGGAUUCUAUUUCGCUUUGCUCCUUAUAAUAUUUGCGGCGGAAAUUGCAGUCGGUGUCGCUGGAUUUGUGUACCGUGACCAGGCGCAGCAAUUGGUCCAUUUAACCCUGAAGGCUGGCGUUGAAGACAUCAAAUUACAUCGUGGGGAGAUCCGAUGGAUGGACACAAUUCAAAUUAUGUUCCAGUGUUGCGGAUAUGAUAACCAGUUGGACUACGGGAUAUUGCAUUACGUACCGAACACCUGCUGUCCCAAUCAGCAGUGCUCGAUUGGAAACAGCAUUUUUCCCUAUUUUCCUGUGAGUCAUUGGCCCUUGGGUCACCGUUGCAUUGAACGUCUUGAACCUCGCAACAACUGUCCACUUGGCUAAAACGACUACACACAGUCGAAGUAGCGCGAGAUAUACACAUUCGCAUACGAAUGUGCUUCCCCGCGUAGAUUUCCUGUAUCAAGUUGUAUAAGCAAUGUUGCCUCAUACUUCUUUCCAACGCAUUAUUGAUGGGAUGGCGACCUCCACUCAAUUUUGUCUUAAUGUGUUCAGAGACUCUCUGGGUGCUUGCUGAGGUAGCCUUAGACAUAUAGGUGAUUUAGGGUCUUC